AUGGCUGACAUCUCCCAGUCGUUGGAGAAUGUCUCUUUCCAGUCAAACAUGAUGGAUGUUGAUGCUUCCUAUAGAACUCCUGUUAAGGAACCUUACAAUAAGGAAAACAUCACUCCCAUCAACUCGCCUACCAAGCUGGUGCUUCAUACUUCUCCAUUGGGGAAGUCUCAGCCAUUGACGCCUCAGGCUCAUAAUAUAAAGCUUCAGAACGACAUCAAUAGGCUUCAGCCUCAGAACUCCUUCUUGGGACCUGAUUUCCAUUCAAAGGCCAAUGCAGCAAAGACUAAGAGACUUACAUCUGUCGCUCAGCUUUAUUUCUUGGAUUAUUACUGUGACAUGUUCGAUUAUGUGAUUUCUAGACACGAGAGAUCGAAGUUGGUCCAGGCCCGUUUGCAGAGUGACCAGAACUAUGCUGCCAACCCAAAGAGAGCUCAACUUGAGUGGAAGAGCUAUGUUGGCAGAGAGAGGGCGCUUCUACGUAAACGUAGAAUCAAGCCAAAGCAUAAGGAUUUCGAAAUGAUCACCCAGGUCGGUCAAGGUGGUUACGGUCAGGUAGAGGUUUGCGCCUUGAAGAUUUUGAAUAAGAAGCUUUUGCUCAAGCUUGAUGAGACCAGACACGUCUUGACUGAAAGAGAUAUCUUGACCAACACUAGGUCUGAUUGGUUGGUGAAGUUGUUGUACGCCUUCCAGGACGCUGAAAAGGUCUUUUUGGCUAUGGAAUUCGUCCCUGGUGGAGACUUUAGAACCUUGCUCAACAACACUGGCUACCUCAUUCCUCCACAUGCCAGAUUUUACAUCGCUGAAAUGUUCGCCUCGGUCAACUCCUUGCAUGAUCUUGGUUUCACCCAUCGUGACUUAAAGCCAGAGAACUUCUUAAUAGACUCAAAGGGUCAUAUCAAGUUGACUGAUUUUGGUUUGGCUGCUGGUACUGUCUCAAAUGACCGUAUUGAAUCUAUGAGAGUGAAGUUGGCAAACUUACAGGAUUUGGACCACUACGAGGUGCCUUCCAAACUCAUGUACGAACGUCAAAAGAUCUUCAAGCAGUCACAAGGUCAUCACAACCUUGCUAAUUCUAUUGUCGGAUCCCCCGAUUAUAUGGCUCUUGAAGUUUUGGAGGGAAAGAACUACGAUUUCACAAUCGAUUAUUGGUCAUUGGGAUGCAUGCUCUUCGAAGCACUUUGCGGUUACCCACCAUUCAGUGGUAGUAAGCAAGAUGAAACAUACUAUAACUUGAAGCAUUGGAAGAGCGCAUUGAGAAGACCUCAGACAAGAGAUGGCCGUUUCGUGUUCUCUGAUAGAACUUGGGCAUUGAUCACUAAAUUGAUCGCUUCUCCAUCUAGCCGUAUGCGCAACUUCAAGCAAGUUCAAGCACAGCCAUACUUCAAUGACAUUCGUGAUUGGGAACACUUGAGAACCAAGACGCCUCCCUUCACGCCACAGCUUGAUAAUGAAGAGGAUGCUGGUUACUUUGACGACUUCGAGGAUGAAGAGAGCAUGGCAAAGUACAAGGACGUCUUUGCCCGUCAGGAACAGAACGAGUCGCUUCUAGAUGGCUCCAAGGCUCCUGGUAGGAAGAUCGCCAACAACUUCAUCGGGUUCACUUUCAAGCACAAGCUGAACCCCAACAAUCGUUUCCAAAACGGAGAGAUCAACUUGCUUGCUGGCCCACAAGGUGGAUUUGGUGGUAACCGUUUGGAUCCCUUGGCUACAUUAUACUAG
Messenger RNA from Candidozyma haemuli, 1719 nucleotides. RefSeq names its product serine/threonine-protein kinase (gene DBF2). Gene Ontology annotation, biological process: peptidyl-serine phosphorylation; intracellular signal transduction. Gene Ontology annotation, cellular component: spindle pole body. Lineage: Eukaryota; Fungi; Ascomycota; Pichiomycetes; Serinales; Metschnikowiaceae. The coding region runs from base 1 to 1719 and encodes 572 amino acids. The transcript is spliced from 2 exons. Gene Ontology annotation, molecular function: protein serine/threonine kinase activity; ATP binding. The record is from RefSeq and is a predicted model, not a curated record.